Molecule: messenger RNA, 2810 nt
Organism: Mobula hypostoma (lesser devil ray)
Lineage: Eukaryota; Metazoa; Chordata; Chondrichthyes; Myliobatiformes; Myliobatidae
Gene: tmem117
Product: transmembrane protein 117
Exons: 8
Coding region: 332-1930 (532 amino acids)
Biological process (GO): intrinsic apoptotic signaling pathway in response to endoplasmic reticulum stress
Source: RefSeq, a predicted model, not a curated record
UGUGUGUGUGUGUCAGAUAACUGGUGAAAAGGUUAAAGUAAUAAUUGUGUGGUAUGAUUAUUGGUCCGGCAACCUUUUUAAGUUUACAUUUGGUGCCGUGACUCGGAUCCCAACAUAGGGAAAGUCCCUUCGGGCUGAAUAAGUGACGGGGGAUUCCGGGUGAGUGUAAACGGGCGGUAGGGCGCCCCGAGGUGUUUUACCUCUGACCAGCCCUUCCACUCAUUCGAAAAGCUCCUGCCCCUCGCCCAGAGGAACCUGAACCUUGACAGGAUCCAGCGAACCACCCGGACCAGGAGAAUAAGAGUACAAGUUGAAGGGGCUGCCUGUAUGUAUGAGGAUGGUAAAAGCAUUUCGUUACUAUUUUCAACAUCCAUGGAGUCGGCUGAUUGUGGCCUACUUGGUGACUUUUUUCAAUUUCCUCAUUUUUGCUGAAGAUCCCAUUUCUCACAGUCAGACUCCGGCCAAUGUAAUUGUUGUUGGGAAUUGCUUCUCUUUCAUCGCAAAUAAGUACCCUGGAGGUGGUUGGAACUUUCUAAAGGUGCUGAUGUGGUUGCUGGCUAUUGUCACUGGUCUCUUCGCAGGGAAAUUCCUCUUCCAUCAACUCAUGUUUGGUCAGUUACUACGUCUUAAGAUGUUCCGGAAAGAUCAUGGCUCCUGGAUGGUGAUGUUUUUUUCCACUAUUCUCUUCCUGUUCAUCUUCUCUCAUAUUUACAACCUGUGCCUCUUAAUCACUGGAAACAUGAGUCCCUUCAUCAUUAAUGAAUACAUGGGUAUAAGAAAUGAAAACUUCAUGAAGUUAGCAGCAGUUGGAACCUGGUUGGGAGAUUUUGUUACUGCAUGGAUGGUCACUGAUAUGAUGCUCCAAGAUGAUUCAUAUCCUGCUUGGGGAAAGUCUGCACGAGCCUUCUGGAGAAAAGGAUAUAACAGGAUUGUCUUGUUCUGGUCGGUCCUGAUCACUCUGACAAGUGUCGUUGUGGUUGUCAUCACCACUGACUGGAUCAGCUGGGACAAGUUGAACCGAGGAUUUCUGCCAAGUGAUGAGGUCUCCCGCGCAUUUUUGGCCUCAUUUAUCCUUGUUUUUGACCUCCUCAUCAUCAUGCAGGACUGGGAGUUUCCACAGUUCAUGGGAGAUUUGGAAAUCAACCUUCCAGGUCUUCCCACCUCACAUAUUCAAUUAAGGCUGCCUCACUUCCGGAGGGUAUUCAAGAACGAAUAUACAAUUUAUAUCACAGGUAAAUGGUUUAACUAUGGCAUCAUCUUUCUCGUGCUGAUUUUGGACCUGAAUAUGUGGAAGAAUCAGAUAUUUUACCAGCCUGGAGAAUACGGCCAGUAUGUAGGACCUGGACAAAAAAUCUAUACAGUGGAAGAUAUGGAGACAUUAAAGGCUUUAAACAAAAGUACAUUGAACUGGGAAUGGAGAUCAACUAAUAUUAACCCAAUGACUAACAGGACUUAUGUCCAUGGUGACAUGUUUUUACACAGCAGGUAUGUGGGUGCCAAACUUGGGGUCAAGUGUCUUGCUUUUGUCCCUAGCAUCUUGGCAUUUAUCUUCUUUGGCUUCUUCAUCUGGUUUUUUGGAAGAUUUCAGAAAAGUGAAUUAAUCAAAGACAAACAGGAUAGUUUGUAUGUAAAGAUCAAAAGGAAAUCACCUUCUGACUUCAGCAAAGAUUUUAAUGAAGUGGCAGAAGACGCACAAAAGCGCGCGACUACAAACGAUGAAUCAUUGAUGACCACGGAGAUGGAGGUGGCCACAGCUAUUGUACACAGCAUUUCUGAUUCACCCACCGAAGAUCAGGAGACCUUCCUCAAGAAUUCACACAGCAGCACUGCGAUGGACACAAAGCAACUUUCUGAACCCACACCCGCUUCUGUUUUGCCUGAUCGAUUGCCAAAACCAAUAACUGACCAGAAUGCUGAGAUGCAAACUUAAAACAAGCACAUGCCUUAUGUAGGAUUUUACCUUUUCAUUUUUGCACAUUUAUAAAUCUUUGUACUUUUUGUGUUACAGUGUCACUUUGACUUAAAUUACUGACCUUGCUUUUAAAAUAAAAAAGAACAACUAAGUUAAGUAGGUGGUGGCUCUACUAUAGAACAAAAGUCACUUUUAUUUUCUAAGAAGAGUAAUAUUGUGCCUAUACCUAGAUAUUCCUAUGAAUCUUGCCUUUUGCAGAAACACGGGAGUAUGUCUUAAUGCUGUAUUAAAUUGUACUGUAAUAUUGUGUUCAUCUCUAAUUGAGCAUAAAUUGAUAACUGCUGUACGUUGUGCCUUGAGGAAAUGCAUUUUGUAUUCAGUCGUCUGAAGGGAUUUUUUAAAAAUGGUAGAAUUACAAUUCAGAAAAAAAAGCAUAAUAACAAUUCUUAUAUCUAAAGCAGGUGUUCCCAGUCUGGGGUCUAUGGACCCCUUGCGUAAUGGUAUUGGUCCAUGGCAUAAAAAUGGUUGGGAACCCCUGCUCUAAACAGGUUGCUUCUGAGAUCAGUGGAGUUUCCCAAAUGCUCUGCUGCAUUCUUCUGAAGCAAAAUUUGUUGCUGGGAUUGCUAGUAUGAUCACUGCUAAAUUCACAAUGGUGUGGAUUGUAUUGACUACUAAACUGUAUAUUAACGAAUAGUUUGUCAAUUAAUCUUUUGAUUUUUCUGUAGUGGCAGGCCUCUGUAGAAUUCAGUGAUAGGGGGAGGGGGAGGUACGGCUGCCCCAGAUGGACAACAGUAAUUGAGGAGAAUAUAUAUUAAGAAUUGCAUUGCACCUCUGUAUACUAAAGCACGAUAGAUGUCUGUAUUGAUAUUUAUAUAUAGAUACUAAUGAAAAUUGUAGA